Molecule: messenger RNA, 2812 nt
Organism: Triticum aestivum (bread wheat)
Lineage: Eukaryota; Viridiplantae; Streptophyta; Magnoliopsida; Poales; Poaceae
Product: keratin, type I cytoskeletal 9
Exons: 5
Coding region: 1095-2492 (465 amino acids)
Source: RefSeq, a predicted model, not a curated record
CUCUCUUCAUCUUCUUGCAAGGCCAUACCCGUCUUCUUUUUCGCCAAACAUGGCUGCCAUCUUGCCUGUUAGUGAUAACAGUGAAGACUUUGCUGUCAUUUUCCCACAUGUUGAAUAUUUCAGACUUGAGUCUCGCGAACAUUACACACUCCACAUAUAUCGAUCUGACACGAAUGAUUGGCACUCUCAGGUCGCUUGUAUCGCUGAGGAUAAUGAGACAAGGAAUGCCAGGGAUAAGCUAUUGCUUCAUAAUACCAUGAGCGUGGCAUAUGCAGAAAAGGGUAUCAUAGGUUGGAUUGAUCUCUGGUGGGGAAUUCUCUUAUGCAAUGUUUUGGAUAAAAAGCCUACCAUCCGUUUUGUUCCGUUGCCAGUUCCGGAACCGUGUGAUACGUCCGAGUUCCAUUUGAUGUUUGAGAAUCUCACUCCAAGACCACACCGUCAUGUGACGAUAUUCAAUGAUUUGAUCAAGUGUGUUGAGUUAGAUUUUCAUGUGCAAGAUGCUUUCUUCAACAUGAAGCGAGCAAAGGAUUAUGGCUGGAUGGCUAAAACAUGGACUAGAUCAAUUUAUUCAGAUGUUUGGUGUGAUGGCUUGACGAUUGAUACGUCUGAGAUAUCUUUCACCGACUCAAGUUUGCCGAAUUUGUUGCCUGGGAUGUUUGAUGAGGAAAACAAUUUGACUUGGAAGAAAUUGACUAGUGCUGGUCCUACAUUAAGCUUGCUUGAUGACAAUGUUAUUUACAUUAUGGCGAACGAGAGCAUGUGCCAUCCGACAGCAUAUGUACUUACUGUGGACACCAAAAGUUUGAAGCUCGAGUCUGGUGCGCAGUGUGCUCCUCAAAAGACGGCGUGGUUCGAACCAACAUAUGAACCGUGUGUUCUUUUUAGCUCUUUUGGCACGACUUCAGGUACUCGUCCCUAAUAAAUUUACGGAGUUAACAAAAAAUUGUAAUAACCGGAAAAGCACUAGUUAAUAUGAGUUGGUUAAAGAAUUUGAAACCAAAGGGACAAUAUUUGAAAUCAAGGAAGGGCCGGUGCUCUCGGUGGUGUCGAAGCGUCUCCGUGUGCUGCGGAAGAAGCAGAAUCGCAUCGCGCAGAUGGAGGAGUCCGUCGCUGCCGGCAAGAUGCUUAACCAGGAGCAGAAGGAGCUCAUGCACUCCAAGCCCGUCAUCGCCGCGCUCAUUGACGAGCUUGAGCGCCUCCGCGUACCACUCUCCACUGCUCUCACCAAGGAGCUCUCCACCGUCCCUGCACCUGCUGCCGGUUCCUCAUCCUUUGGCUCCGAUUUGUCCAUCCAGGACCUCCUCGCGCUCAUCUACUUCGGCUCCCUUUUUUAUGUCAAGUCACCGAACGAGUUCAUCGCCACCAUGGUUGCGCGCAAGAACGAACGGAGCAGCUGCAUCACCCACGGCUACGUAUGGGAUGAUACCGUGGACCUGCUCGUGGAGAACGACCUUGACGCAGUGUCUGCUGUGGCGGCCCUUGCCGCGGCUCGCCCUUCUUCCGCAGAUGGUGUCUCCCACCAUGACGCACUCCAGGCCUGUGCCCAUCAUGCCCGCCUAUGGCUAACCCGUGCUGAUGCGCCGAUCCACCCUGGCUCCUCUGUUACAUAUGCUGCGGUGAGGUCCAAGUUAGACAGGAUCAUGGCAUCAGACUACUACACAGCACCUGCAGUUGCUGGGAACCAUGGAGCUGAAGGUCUGCAGGCACAGAUGAGCAUGACCGACUCACCAGAGGCACCAUCACUCAAGGAGACCCUAGCUGCUGAAAAUCACAAGGAGGACGAGGAAGAUUCCUCGCAUGCCACAGAAAUCGACAAUGAUCAUCAGUCUAAUGCAGCCGAUGUGCAAAAUGUGGAUGGUAAAACCCUGGUGAACCCUCGUGUGGAAUAUCGCGUGGCUGAGGCAGAGCAGGAGAAAUUUGAUGUGAAAGAACAAGAUCAGAUGUAUGCCGAGCCAAAAAAGCGACAGUUUCAGCACCCUCGGCAAUCUUGUCAGAAUCAGCGAGGUGGUGAUCGUGGCUGGAGGGGGGCCUACCCUAAUGGCCGCAGCGGGCAUGGAGGCGGCCGUGGCAUGGGCAGCAGACACGAGAAUGGGCGUGGAGGUGGUGGUGGUGGCGGCCGUGGCAUGGGCAGUGGAUACGAGAAUGGGCGUGGAGGUGGUGGUGGUGGUGGUGGCUGUGGCAUGGGCAGCGGAUACGAAAAUGGGUGUGGAGGUGGUGGUGGAUACCAGAAUGACCGGGGUUGUGGUGGCGGAUACCAGAAUGGCCGGGAUGGUGGUGGCAGCAGCGGGUAUCAGAACAGCCGGGGUGGUGGUGGCGGUGGCGGGUACCAGAACAGCCGGGGUGGUGGUGGCAGCGGCGGGUACCAGAAUAGCCGGGGUGGUGGUGGUGGCGGCGGGUACUACAACAACGACGAUGGGUACUACCAGCCGAGGAACUUGAACAACAGGGGCAGGGGCGCAGGGAGGUGGCCACGCGGACACCGAGAGGAUUGAGGCAAUGGCAUAUGUGGAAGUCUGGGAGGUCAGGAGAGGGAAGGGGCAAUGUGAAAGUCUGGGAGCCAUUUUGUUAUUAUAGAACUACGGAGUAUGUAAUAACCUAGCCUGUGGGUAUGUCGCAAUCCAGUCCCUCCCCAUCUGCGAGUUUUUUUGUUGCUCCAAUGAGUGCAUAAUGGUUGGUUGGUAAAUGUGGAAUCUCGUUGAAAGUAGCUUCAGGUCAUACAUGUGUUGCUUCUUUUUCUGGCUGUGUGAGUUGUCAUAUAUUUCCGGUUGGUUUAUUAUUUUUGUUAGAUGUCUUUCUACGUCAUUCCUGUUCA